AUGCAACGGGUUGAAUUCAGUGGAGGUCGAUGGAAACUCAGUGAUUCGUGCCGGUGCGUACUCUUCCGGGAAGACUGAUCUUUCACAAUUCCGUCACAUCGCCCCAAUCUGCAGACAUGACGACUUCCCGCACGUGGCUCCUUUCCUGGCCGUCGAGAACUUCUUUUCUGCUCCGGUUCACUCUCCGGCCUUUUGCUUCUCCCAAGCUGCCACUUCCAACAUAUUUUUCAUACAGGAGAUGAAAUCAACCCUUUUGAGACUCGACAUUCUGAUAUCGUAAGACAUUAUAUUCUAACCAUGAAACGUUGUAUUUAAGACGGAACAAGCUGGAUAAACAUCCGUGCCUCAUUUCGCAAGCAGGGUCACAAUCCACUAUGCGUCUCGCUUCUAAGGUUCAACUUCGUGGGGACUGGAACACUUCGGUCGAGAUUCCAUUCUGUUUACACGUCACUGAGGUUUUUUUAGUCGAAGUUUGACAUCAACCUCGGUUUCAGAAUGGGAUUUGUCCUCGCGAGUUUGAUCACGACGAAUUGUUCAAGCAAGCGCAAUGGCUAGACAUACUGGAAGAAGUGCUUUUGCCUUUGGACAAAAUGAAUGACACCAAUCUCUCGAAGAUCGCUCCUGACCAGCAUGAUGACGUCGUCAGGAACGCACUCAUCGUAUAAUUCGACUCAGUUCACGAAAUUUGUUCAGUUUUUCAGAAGUCUAAACGUGAAAAGAAACAGAAAUACUCGAAAAUUCCUGGAAAAGAGUCUUCAAGCAGCGGAUACAGCUCACUUUAA
Messenger RNA from Caenorhabditis sp. 36 PRJEB53466, 782 nucleotides. The record is from the annotation of a GenBank genome assembly. NCBI's taxonomy places the organism in Eukaryota, Metazoa, Nematoda, Chromadorea, Rhabditida, Rhabditidae.